GUGAAAACCAGUCCGAAAUCUUGUAUACCCGACGUAUAUAAAUACUUACAUGCAUGUAUUAUAAAUUUGUAAAUAUUACUUUUUAAAAGCGGUUUUUUUAUUUUCGAGUUUUGUUUCGAUAUCCUCUUUAGUGGCUAGAAACUAGCUGGAGAACGAAACGCUGUGAAGAGAGGACCAACCAAUUUUCCGGAAAACCGGAAAAUUCGCAGGAGCAAAUCCGCGGCGAAUGUUCGUUUUUCUCACUGACGAAUGCCGACGAGAACCUUAAUGGGGUUCGAUUCGUGUGAUUGUGAUGCCUCGACGUAGCAGAGAGGAAAAUUCUUGAAAUUGAAACGUGAAAUUUCUUUCGAAUUCCUCGAGGAGAAGAACUGACGCAUUCUUUACCAUUUUGUGACUCUUUCUUCUGCUUGAAAGGAUAGACACCGUAAAUCAAAACGGAUCUUCUUUAAGCCAGAGUGUUUAGUAAACAUCUAAAAUGAAAGACGGUAGCAGUUCGGACAGCAGGCAGGGUUUAGCGAGCUACGUGAAUCACGGCUUAAGCGAAUCCACCAACAAUGUGGAUCUCAUUCAUUCGUUUCGAUCUCUUCACAAUUCGCACGGAAACCAUCGUGACAUGCAGGGCUCUUCAGAUUUCAUCUUGAUCGAAGAACCGGGGGAUGACGAGGCCAAGCAGAAGGAAGGUCUUCUGAAAUCACUAUUGCAGCACACGAGGCGGCGUGCCAGGGCCAUAUGCACGAAGAAGACCCUUUACAAGAGACUGCCGAUCUUGAACUGGCUGCCAAGGUACAACACUCAAGAUGCACUCGGAGAUCUAGUGGCCGGGAUCACCGUGGGCCUCACCGUCAUUCCUCAGUCGCUGGCAUACUCAAGAGUCGCCGGUUUACCGACGCAGUACGGUUUAUACGGCAGUUUCCUAGGUUGCUUUAUAUAUGUAAUUUUGGGAUCCUGCAAAGAUGUACCCAUGGGACCUACUGCUAUAAUAUCUUUGUUGACUUAUCAAACAGUGUCUCACUUAGACUUUCCUGUGAUGUAUGCGAUUUUAUUGUCCUUUUUUGCUGGAAUCGUGGAGUUAAUAAUGGGUAUAUUUGGCCUCGGAUUUCUAAUAGAUUUCGUGUCUGGGCCAGUAAGUUCGGGUUUUACGUCAGCAGUGGCUUUGAUAAUUGUUACAUCGCAAGUCAAAGAUAUUCUCGGUAUUCCUGCCAAAGGUUCUCAAUUUAUUGAAAUGUGGCAGAGUAUCGGUGGACUGAUACAUACGACAUCCGCCUGGGACACUAUUUUGGGAAUAUCCUGCAUAGCACUGCUAUUAAUUCUAAGGUUAUUAGGCUCAUUCAAAAUCGGCCCGAAAAAAGAAGAGUUUCUUACUACAAAACAUCGUGUCGUGAAUAAAAUCAUCUGGCUGAUCAGCACCUCGCGAAACGCAAUUUUAGUAGUAAUUUGUGGUUUAAUAGGCUGGAGCUUUUCGGACGAGCCACCUUUCCAAUUAAUCGGCGACAUACAGGGAGGUAUGCCUACUAUACAAAUUCCACCAUUUGGAUUUACCAGUGGCAACACGACAGUCACGUUUAUCGAGAUGCUCGGUAAUCUGGGCAGUGGUCUCAUCGUUAUACCACUCAUCUCUCUAAUGGAAGACAUCGCUAUUUGCAAGGCUUUCGCCAAUGGAAAAUCAGUGGACGCUACGCAAGAGCUGAUAGCGAUUGGUAUAACGAAUAUUGGAAAUUCCUUCAUACAAGCUUUCCCAAGCUCAGGAUCCCUUAGCAGGAGCGCAGUAAACAACGCUUCUGGCGUAAGGACACCAUUUGGCGGCAUUUACACUGGUUUAUUGGUAAUUUUAGCUCUGCUAUUCCUCACCCCGUACUUCAGUUUCAUUCCACGUGCCACUUUGGCGGCGAUCAUUAUCGCUGCAGUAAUCUUCAUGGUCGAAGUCAAAGUAGUGAAGCCUAUGUGGAGGACGAAAAAAUCGGAUCUCAUCCCGGGGGUAGGCACGUUCAUCGCGUGUUUGAUGCUACAAUUGGAGAUCGGUAUCCUCUGCGGAAUUGGAAUAAAUAUUCUCUUCAUUCUGUAUCACGCUGCCAGGCCGAAAAUAUCUGUAGAGAAACUUAAGACUCUUCACGGUGUCGAGUAUCUAAUGCUGACACCGGAUCGUUGCUUGAUAUUCCCCUCAGUGGACUACGUCCGCAAUUUGGUGACCAAGUACAGCCGACGCGCCGAGAGCGUCGCGACGCCUGUGGUGAUUGACUGUUCGCAUAUUUAUGGUGCAGACUUCACAGCUGCCACGGUCAUCGAGAUCCUGACAAAGGAUUUCGCCAAAAGAGGCCAGCCGCUGUUCUUCUACAACCUGAAGCCGUCGGUAAACGCUGUAUUCGAAGGCGUCGAGCCCAAGGACUUUAUCGUCUACUAUAAUCAGGAAACGUUAGACAACCUGCUGAAGGAGAAGGGCUACACGAAGUAAAUUCAAUAAAAGCUCCAUGAAACAGUCAAGAUAUCGUUUCCGAUCGUGAAAGAUACAAUCUUUCAUUAAGUGUUUCUCGAAGCUGUUAUUCGGACUCAAUAGCCGACUACCAAAAAUACACGAGAGACUUUCGAACAUCUCCCGAUUCUUAAUGCGGUCGACUGGACUGUAAGGCAGACCGUGAAUCUUUUUAAAUUAAAUCGCAAAUGAAAGCGAAAUUUUUAUGAAGCAAAUUUAUGUAUUUACUCCCGAAAAUCUUUGAAAUGGAAUCUAACUCUAAAGAAUGAAAUCUCACUCUCAAAAAUUAAUAAUUGAGCCAUUCUUUUUUUAACAUUGGCUCAAUUGUCACUCUCUUUGCCACUUUUUAAUAGAAUUAGAUUCCAUUCCAAAGAUUAAUCUUUGAUUCUCGAAAAUUUUAGAGAGUAUACAUCGUCGUUAAUUCAACAGCGUUUCGCUUGAAAUUCCGAGCGACAGCGACAAUAAAAAACGUAGUAAAUAUCGUUGACCUAACGACAAUGCCUAAAAGUUCAAAAGCGCAGCUUUAAUAUAUAGCUCAUUUAAAUGAAAUAAUUUUGAUUCGCGUGUAUAAUAAAAUCAGUCGGAAAAGGCAGGAAAAAUGCUGAAAAUUGUUUAUGCAUGUAUCUUGAACAUAUUUCAAGUAUAUAUGUCGAUAUGGAUAUAUAAUACUGUUGUCGUUAUAUAUCUUGGAGAAAGAGAGAUGUUAUACGUAGGAAAAGCUUGGAAAUAUUCUAUGCGAUAAGAUACUACAGAAAUUCCAGAAGCAAACGUCUGAACGUCCAACUACGAACGUCUGAAAAAUUAAAUGCCGCUUAGAAGGCGCCUUUUAGACAUCUUAAAUAUCUCAUAGAUUCUUAAUGAAAUUCUUGUUUCGUCUAAGUAUUUAUUUAACUUCGUGAUGAAGUAGAAAAACAUUCGCGUGACGUUAUCAAAUCGAUAUCAUUUAGCGUUUCUCAUAUUUAAACCCUUUCACGCUAUUUGAAAUUCACGAAGAAAGUUUUCAUUGUACAUUUUUAUACACCUGCUGCUUCAUACAAAAUAGCAUCUUCUACAUUCUAAAAGCGCGUGUACAUAUGAUAUAAUAAGUUUGAACGAUACUGUGAUAAUUUUAUAAACAAUAUGUCUGGUGGACAAUCCGGCGCGGCGGAGAGAUAUUCAUACGGCGUAUGUGAAUAUUAUAGAUCUCUCUCGUAGAAUUUUUAAAAACGUUUCUGCAUCGACGGUGCGUGAUUCAUAGUCCACACGCGUCGACAAAAAGUUUGCAAAGCGUAACCAGUUUACGAUUAUUUUCGAUCGAUACGCAAGAGAAUCGCUUUUUUUCCAUUAUAUUUCCGCAUAUGUUUAAAAAGAUUUUUAAAA
Trachymyrmex cornetzi is the source of this 3826-nucleotide messenger RNA. RefSeq names its product Epidermal stripes and patches (gene Esp). Gene Ontology annotation, cellular component: membrane. Gene Ontology annotation, biological process: transmembrane transport. The record is from RefSeq and is a predicted model, not a curated record. Bases 476 to 2449 code for a protein of 657 amino acids. NCBI's taxonomy places the organism in Eukaryota, Metazoa, Arthropoda, Insecta, Hymenoptera, Formicidae. The transcript is spliced from 11 exons.